CCCCUCCCCUUUCCCCGUUCCCCCUCACCCCCCAUAGUUGCUCCAGGUGUUUCAGGGAUCCCAGCUCUGCCCUCUGCUUUUUUAAAAAAAAAAUAAAAAAUCUCGAGUCAUUUAUGUGAGUGAAGCCGCAUCGGAGGAAACAUGAUCGAGCAAGGAAAGAAGCUGAUUCUGAUCGUGGUGGAUAUUCUUUGUGUCUUUGUCGCGGCUCUGCCGUCGGCCAUCCUGACGCUGAUGUUCAGCCCCUACCAGAGAGGAAUCUACUGCGAUGACAAGAGCAUCAGCCAUCCAUACAGGAGAGACACCAUCUCCCAUGGGGCCAUGGCUGCGGUCACCAUCACCUGCUCCAUAGUCAUUAUCACCACAGGAGAGGCCUAUCUGGUGCACACCAAACAGCUCCACUCCAACUCCCAGUUCAACCAGUACCUCUCCGCACUAUACAAGGUGGUGGGCACCUUCCUGUUCGGAGGCGCCGUCAGCCAAUCACUGACCGACCUGGCCAAGUUCACCAUAGGUCGCCCCCGUCCAAACUUUUUAGCCGUGUGCGCCCCGGUCAGCUGCAACGGAUACAUGCUGCAUAUCAACUGCACCGGCAACCCUCGCAAUGUGACUGAAUCCAGGUUGUCCUUCUACUCUGGCCACUCGUCCUUUGGGAUGUACUGCAUGCUCUUUCUGUCGUUCUACGUCCAGGCUCGGAUGAAGGGGAAGUGGACGCGCCUGGUUCGACCAACCAUCCAAUUCUUCCUGCUGGCGUUUGCUCUGUAUGUGGGAUAUACGCGUGUUUCUGACUACAAACAUCACUGGAGCGAUGUCCUGGUGGGGCUGCUGCAGGGAGCUCUUAUCGCGGUUCUCACUGUCCGAUACGUGUCCGACUUCUUUAAGCAGCGACCCCCACCCUGCACACGACCAGACACCGCAGAGAUUGAACACCUUGAACGUAAACCGAGCCCGCAGCUCCCCGACUCGCAGCACGGAAACCACUACAACUACUCUGGACCCGUAUGAGCACAUUACUGAACUCGCCACAGCUACUCCUACUAACCUGGGCCUACACUCUAACAGCAGCUAUGUUACAACAGGACGUGUGAUUUGCAAAGAAAAAAAAAAAAAAAAAGAAAAAAAAAAACACACACACACUGCAGUAACCACUAAUUCAGACUAGACCUGCUCCACUCGGGGAUUUCCGAACUAUUUUACAGCUAUGAAAAUUCAGACAUUUUAAAAAACCUGUUGGAGUAGAAGCUCCACUGUCUGUGUGUCUUCCAGUUUGGGUGUGUGUUUUCAAUCACGAUUCAUUUGUGGUGUGUUUUUGUGUACAUGGGAAGUGUGUUGUUCUGUUAGAAAGCGUGCAAUGAUUAUAUAUAUAUAUAACAUAUAUAUACAUAUUUUGUUUUUAAAUAUAUAUUUAUAUAAAUAUACUAUAUAUUUAUAUAAAUAUAUAUAUUAUAUUAAUUAUAUUAAAUAUAUAUAAUUUUUUUUUUUUUAAACUGUGCUGAGUUUCUGCAAAGAAAGUUUCACAUUUGUGGGGGAGAAUUUAUGUCGCGAGUUUGACUGAAAAGUGAGCAAAGACUGCAAAAGAGAUCUGUAAAAUUUCAAGAACACCAACCAAGCAUUUUCCUGUCCUUGAUGGAGUGACGAGAUAUUUUCUACUUUGUUUCCAUUAGAUAAGACUGUUGUUAUUUUAACUACACUGGAGCUUGAUUAUAUCUGCCUGUUGGUCAUUACUUUGUCUAUAUUUUAGUCUACAUUUUACUGUUUUUAGAAGGUAUGUAUUGUGUAACGGUGGACUAUUUUAACUGCCAUUUACAUACACCAUGUAUAGUCCUAACAUUUUUAUUUUGUUAAGACCUACUCUACUAAAUUGUGUAACUUUUAAGAAUGUAUUACCACCACUUUAUGGUGAUGUUAUAGUGAAACUUUGAGCAGGCAACAUUGCUUUGGAUGUUUUUCUUCUCUUCUAGAGACAAACUUUACCUAAAUGAUUUUUUUUUUUAAAAAGGAUGGCCAAGGACAAAUGGAGAAGUUACUGGGGUUUAUUCAUCCCUUAAACCCCCCCCCCAGUUUUCUUGAACCUCAAUUGCUUUUCACUUCAAGUCUGACAUGCACUAAAUACACCUUUCAUGGACCUCUUCCUCCCCUUUAUAAAAACACGUAACGUAUUGUGAAACCGCAUGUAAUGUAAUUAUUUCUUUCCUUCAGCCUGUCAGCUGUUUUGUAUAGUUUCUCCAUAAAGAUAAACCGGCAUGUCA
Messenger RNA from Xiphias gladius (swordfish), 2246 nucleotides. RefSeq names its product phospholipid phosphatase 2a (gene plpp2a). NCBI's taxonomy places the organism in Eukaryota, Metazoa, Chordata, Actinopteri, Istiophoriformes, Xiphiidae. Gene Ontology annotation, molecular function: phosphatidate phosphatase activity. The transcript has 6 exons. Bases 142 to 1002 code for a protein of 286 amino acids. The record is from RefSeq and is a predicted model, not a curated record. Gene Ontology annotation, biological process: signal transduction; phospholipid metabolic process; phospholipid dephosphorylation.